AUGUCUGAAUGUCGUUCGACGAACCAUUAUGCAUCUGGCUUAAUCUUAUUCGAUAUCCUUGAUGAACCAUCGCAUAUUGGACGGAUUACAAUUAAUAAUCCAGCUAAGCGUAACGCAAUCUCUCGUCAGAUGUGGUUCGGGUUAUCAGAUCUUCUUGACGAUUGUCUCGUUCGUUAUCAAACUAUUCGUGUUUUAAUAAUAACUGGUGAAGGACAAAUCUCAUUUUGUUCAGGUGCUGAUUUAUCGGAAAACGAAGGCGAUGGAAUCGAUCAAACUAUCCCGAAUAUUCGAGUCAAACUUCGACAAUUUCCCAUUCCGAUCAUGGCAAAGAUCAAUGGUUACUGUUUAGGUGGUGGUCUAGCCUUAGCAAUGAACGUUGAUAUUCGUAUUGCAUCUUCCAACGCUUCGUUUAGCAUUCCUGCAGUGAAAUUAGGUGUACCUUGUCCUAAAGAUAUUGUUGACCGUUUGAUUAACUUAAUCGGUGAAUCUGACGCAAAAAUGAUACUUUAUACCGGUGAUCGAAUAUCAGCUGACCAAGCUUAUUCAAAAGGAUUAAUUCAACAUGUAUGUGAUAAUCAUGAUAGUUUAGAUAAGUAUGUACUCAAUCUAGCUCGAACAAUUUCAACCAAUGCUCCAUUAUCACUUCGUUCGAUAAAAUUAAUGAUUGAAAAUAAGAACGAUGAAACGGCUAUCAAAGCUGCUAUUGAUGCAUGUUUGAUAUCGAAUGAUAUCGAUGAAGGACGAAACGCUUUUCGUCAAAAACGAGAAGCAAAAUUUCAAGGUUGUUGA
Adineta ricciae is the source of this 789-nucleotide messenger RNA. NCBI's taxonomy places the organism in Eukaryota, Metazoa, Rotifera, Eurotatoria, Adinetida, Adinetidae. The record is from the annotation of a GenBank genome assembly.